CUCGUGGCUCCCUUACCUAGGUCCUUCGCGAUACUCCGUCCGGUCCCGCCUAUUCUCUGCCCCGGACCUUUAGGCUUCUCUUGGCCCGUUUGAAGACCAGGAAGUUGAUAAGUCGCGAGGCUCGCUGCUGAGAGACGGUGGCUCGGGUGGGACAGUCGCCAGGGAUGGCGGAGCGUAAGGAUGGAGCGAGUGUCCGGACUGCUCUCCUGGACGCUGAGCAGAGUCCUGUGGCUGUCGGGCCUCUUUGAGCGGGGAGCUGCCCGGCAGCCCCGGAUCAUGGAAGAGAAAGCGCUAGAAGUUUAUGAUUUGAUUCGAACUAUCCGGGACCCAGAGAAGCCCAAUACUUUAGAAGAACUGGAAGUGGUAACGGAAAGUUGUGUGGAGGUUCAGGAGAUAAAUGAAGAAGACUAUUUGGUUAUUAUCAGGUUCACGCCAACAGUACCUCAUUGCUCUUUGGCGACUCUUAUUGGGCUGUGCUUAAGAGUUAAACUUCAGCGGUGUUUACCGUUUAAACAUAAGUUGGAAAUCUACAUUUCUGAAGGAACCCACUCAACGGAGGAAGAUAUCAACAAGCAGAUAAAUGACAAAGAACGAGUGGCAGCUGCGAUGGAGAACCCCAACUUACGGGAAAUCGUGGAACAGUGUGUCCUUGAACCUGACUAAUAGCUGUUUUAAGAGCCACUGAACUGGAAUCAUUUGAUAUAUUUGUUUAAACUCUUUGUAAAAUGUAAAAGACUCAUGUUUAAUAUGUAGGUGAUUUGUACCUCAGUGCAUUUUUUUAAAGGAUGAUUUCCAAGCAAGAUUUAAUUAUAAGGUAGUACCUAGUUUGUUCAGUGUUUAACAUUCUCAGGAUUUGUAACACUUAAAUGAUCGACAGAAAAAUAUUUUCUAGUAAUUAUGUGUCAGAUGAGUUGCUAUUUUUCUGAUGCCCAUUCUGAUACAACUGCUUUUCAUGUCAAAUAUCUACUGUGCCCAAAUGUAUUCAGUUUAAAUCAUUACUCUGUAAAUAAAUAAAACAGAGAUGAUUCUUGUAUACACCUUAGAAUGUUUUUAUUUAAUUGUAAAUUUUAGUGUAAAUGUUAGCACUAAAAGAUAUUUCCAAAGCUUUAUUUUCUGAUUAUUAUGUAGAAUCAGAGAUAGGAGAACCAAAAAGAACCCUUAAUAUCAGGCCUGGGCCCUGACUUCCUUCAGGAAGAGUCCUGGACCCAUUUAUAGAUAAGGAACAAAUGUGAAGAGGGCCAGGUGACAUAUAUAAUUUUGAAGAUCAAGAAGUCCCCAAAGAAAUUUUGAUUAAACAAUCUAAGUCAAUGGGUUCUUCUUUAUUUGUACCUUGUUCAGUUUGUUUUAGGGGACAGUGGUCAUUUGAAGUGUAACAGGGUAUGUUAGGAAGCUUCCGAGGUGCCCCUCCUCCCACCAAUGAUCCUUGAUUCCUGAUAUUCGUGCCCUUGUAGUUUCCUUCCAUAUUGAACCAGAACUGGUUGCCAUGACUAAAAAAGAAUCAGAGGUGACAGUGUGUGAUUUCUGAGGCUAGAUCAUAAGAGAUGUUACUGCUUUCACCUUGUGAUCACUUGAGUUGCUCGUUCUGCAGGAAUCCAGCUGCCAUGUCCUAAGAACACUCAGACAGCCCUGUGGACAAUUCCACAUGGAGAGGAAUUGAGGCCUUCCACCACCAACGAGCACCAACUUGCAUACCAUGUGAGGGAACCACGUUGGAAGCCAUUGUGAAGCCUCAGUCAGGCUGACAUCUUGCCUGGAACCUCACUAGACCCUGAGCCAGAAGCCGCUCCCUAAUUCCUGAUGCAGAGAAGCUGUGAGUGAUAAUAAAUGUUUAUUGUUCACAGCACUAAGUUUUGGUGUAAUUUGCCAUGCAGCAAUAAGUAACUAAUACACAGGUAUUAGCAUAGAACUCUUCUGCCUCAAAUUUAAUUGAGGAUUCUAAGGGGAAAACAUGAGAACUUGUUCCAUGGCUCUUGAACCCCUUUAUCCACUUCAAGAAUAUGAGUUUUGAGAGAACAGAGAGGACUUGGUAGGAAGAUUGAUGAAGAGAUUUCCUUGGUUAAAGCUGUUGCUAUGCUGAGUUCCAACCCCCAUCUUGGUGGAAGGGUGAGGAAAUGACACCUUCUACCACUAUCCGCUGAGGGGAAUUUCAAGGGGACAACUCAGAGAGUUUGGAAAUGUGUCCUCUGCAGUUGAGAGACCCAGAAAAGUGGUGCCUGACUCAGGCCUGAGAAAGCAAGCAGAAGUGGGCUUGAAGGCUGGGGCCUGACUCCUGCCCAGGAAAUCUAGAGGGUGAGAGAAAGGCAAGGCUAACUACCUUGAUGACAGAGCCCUGGGAUGCACAAGUGUUUCUCGUGGACCAUGCUAUGGGGUCAUAUUUGACAUUGCUCAACAAGCCAUCAGCAGGGCCAAGGAGACCUCAGAGAAAGCGUCUGGAGGUGUACUGCCUGGUGCCCAGGGACUGAGGAGAGAAGACGGCAAGUGAGCAGCCAGGAUGGAGAUGCUUCUGCCAGGGUCAGGGAACGCCUGGUAAGCAUACGAAAGUGCCAACCUAAGAGAAAGAGCCAGCUCUAAUCAUCAGGCAGAGAGAGCACGAAGCCAAGCAGCUACGUAAGAACUGUCCCAUCUCUGGUGCUCCUCCCUCCCUCAGCUCCCGCAGUGGCGAAGUUGAAGAGGGGGAAAGAGGAGAGAGCAGAGGACCCCAUCCCAUGGCUCCGCUGGAGGUUUCAAGCCUGAAGCAAGCUCAAGUUAGGAAAGAGUUGAUGCCAAGUUUGUAGUUCUAACUAUUAGAUGUGACUAGAUAAUUCAGUGUAAUGAGAUUGUAUGGUUAAAAGUGACAAGACGACUUAAUCUGACAGAAAUCAUGUGUCUGCCCAAGUCUUCACCCAUGGGCAGAGGAGGAUCAUGCCUUCUCAACAAAGUUUCGAAGGAUUAGUGGGGGACAAAAAUAAAAUCAAUUCUUACACAACAUACUGGUUAUAGAAGUCCUAUUAAAACCAUCUUGGGGACUUCCCUGGUGGCGCAGUGGUUAAGAAUCCUCCUGCCAAUGCAGGGGACAUGGGUUCGAGCCCUGGUCCGGGAAGAUCCCACAUGCCGCGGAGCAACUGAGCCCGUACGCCACAACUACUGAGCCUGCACUCUAGAGCCUGCGUGCCACAACUGCUGAGCCGACGUGCCACAACUACUGAAGCCCACACACCCAGAGUCCGUGCUCCACAACAAGAGAAGCCACCACAAUGAGAAGCCCACGCACCACAACGAAGAGAAGCCCCCGCUUGCCCCAACUAGAGAAAGCCCGCGCGCAGCAACGAAGACCCAACACAGCCAAAAAUAAAUAAAUUAAAAAUAAAUUAAUUAAAAAAAAACCCCAAACCUUCUUGGCUUCUGCUGAGGCUCUGCACUGUGGGAAUACCCCAGCAGAGCUUCAUCCCCGUGAUCUUCCUCUCUUGAGAAAAACCACUAACAUUGUGGCAUCAGAGCACCAGCUUUGUGGCAAUGUCACUGUCGAUUCUUAAUCUUUUGCUUUGAAAGCUCUCAUUGGCUCCUCUCUUUCUUCCCAGAUCUUUAAAAAUUGGU
This is a messenger RNA of Globicephala melas (long-finned pilot whale), 3573 nucleotides long. It is a transcript of the gene CIAO2A, whose product is annotated as cytosolic iron-sulfur assembly component 2A. Lineage: Eukaryota; Metazoa; Chordata; Mammalia; Artiodactyla; Delphinidae. The record is from RefSeq and is a predicted model, not a curated record.